This is a messenger RNA of Cydia amplana, 837 nucleotides long. Its product is annotated as mucin-2-like. The record is from RefSeq and is a predicted model, not a curated record. NCBI's taxonomy places the organism in Eukaryota, Metazoa, Arthropoda, Insecta, Lepidoptera, Tortricidae. The transcript has 5 exons. Bases 1 to 837 code for a protein of 278 amino acids.
AUGCGGUGUCUAUUGAUAUUGGGGUCUUUGUUUAUAAUAUCGGGUCCUAUUAUUGUAACAGACAAGCCGCCUGUGAUCCAGUCUCCCGUGGAUAAAAAUCCAGGUGGGCCUCGAACGGAAAUAAUAUCCAACGUUUCGAGAAAUUCAUCACAACUCAAAACCACAUCUAACACCAAAAACAAGCAAAAGGUAAAGACCAAACUAAAGAAAGACGGCAGUACCGUCACCAUCCUGGUCGACAAAACGAAGACCAAAAACAAAACGAAAGGAUUGUACGAUUCCUUUGACGAGACAAACCACACCGUCAUACAAGGCGGAACAGAAGAACAAGACAUUUUAACAAAAGAAAAACAACAAAGACUAAAAGAAAUAAGCGUUGCCAAGAAUGUCACUCGACAAAAGAUCGUAACCAACCCGGAUGGAACUAUCAAGUCAAACACGGUCAAAACAAAGGUUUCAGCGAAAGAUAAAAAGUCCGUAAAGUCUAAAGAAUCGGAGACGUUAGUGCGUACGAAGAAGGCGGUCACCACCGAAGCGCCAAAAUGUACUCUCCCGCCGAUGCCACCGACAACUACAACUGAAACGCCGUGUAUAACCGUCCCGCCGAAGCCGACGAAAACUACAACUGAAGCGCCGUGUAUAACCGUCCCGCCGAAGCCGACGAAAACUACAACUGAAGCGCCGUGUAUAACCGUCCCGCCGACGCCGCCAUGUGACACGCCGACAACGACAACGACGACGGAACCGCCGCGACUGCCGUGCGGAUGCAAACGGACAACGACUACGACUGAAAAACCGAACACGUGGCCGUGUGGUCACCCUAAACCAAGGGAUUAG